This is a messenger RNA of Lolium perenne, 1253 nucleotides long. RefSeq lists its product as uncharacterized. Gene Ontology annotation, molecular function: protein binding. The record is from RefSeq and is a predicted model, not a curated record. NCBI's taxonomy places the organism in Eukaryota, Viridiplantae, Streptophyta, Magnoliopsida, Poales, Poaceae.
AUAACUAAAGUUGAAAGCCAGAUUGCUUCUCUCUGUAUUAGAGAGGGGAGAGAGAGGAGAGGAGCAAUGAAUCGCCCUUUUGUGAAUCUGCUGGCCAAAAAAUGGAGCGACGGCCGCCCUGCCUUCAACCUGCACCGCAUCGAUCCGGCAAGAUUAUUCUCCCCUACCAGAUCACAAGAACCAGCAGAUCCAACACCAAUAAAGAAGGCUCCAGCUUUGGCUCGGCUGCCUCCCGCCGCCGUAUCCUUCGACUGGCCCUGCACGAGAUACCCCAAAGGGUGGAUCCACUUCAUGGCCCUCAAGAACGACAUCAUCGCCGUCGACCACCAUGGUGACACCCUCCUCUACGAUGGCGCGCUUGGCGCCGUCCGCGUCAUGAACCCGAAGCCAAACCCCAGGUGCACCUCCAUCUCCCUCACCGUUGGCGACAGCCUCUACACCAUGGAUGUCAGCCCUGGUCCGCCGCCUAAGGUGAAGUAUUUCGAUGCUUUUACCUACGGCCCCUCGUUUGGCAAGUGCUUGCCGGAGGACUGGUAUUGGCGCCCUCUCCCGCCGCCUCCAAUUGAUUACGACCACUACAAGUACGAGUACGAUCCUCAUCAAAUCUACGACAGGUCUCCGGAGCGAGAGCCACACCCCUGUUCGAUUGGCUCCUACACAGUGGUUCGCGAUUCGCAAAUCUGGAUAUCCACGGUGGGCGCCGGCACCUACUCCUUCGACACGGCUACCCACGCAUGGAGCAAGGUCGGCGACUGGGCUCUGCCGUUCAAAGGCCACGCCAAGUACGCCCCUGAGCAUGGUCUCUGGUUUGGCUUCUCGGAGAGUGAUGGGCAGCUCUGCGUGGCUGACCUUGCGCAGAUGUCACCGCCGGUGAAGCUCAACUCCUGGGAAGAGCUGCCUUUGCCGGGAGGGUGGUUCCCAGUGGCGUCACACCUCUUGCCGCUGGGCUCUGGCAAGUUCUGCGUCGUGAGGUUCUUCCAGGUAAUCAAGCUGUGGAGGAGGCCGGUGGUGCUCACUGGCGUGGAGUUUCAUGGCACUGCAGCAGGACCAGGAAGCCUCCGGAUAAUCAAGCACAAGUCCAGACGUUACCAUUUCCAAAACUACGAAGACGUUAAGCUUGUCUGAUAUUGUAAGCGAGGCCUCUUUUCAGUUUGUAGACAAUGCGCUAUGAGCUUUGGUCUUUUGUAAAUUAGUCUUGGAGGUACGAAUCAUCUUAUUCAGAUCCUACUGUCAUCCAAUUAUGCUAACCUCCU